Messenger RNA from Gavia stellata (red-throated loon), 1353 nucleotides. It is a transcript of the gene HES4, whose product is annotated as hes family bHLH transcription factor 4. The coding region runs from base 1 to 960 and encodes 319 amino acids. Gene Ontology annotation, cellular component: nucleus. Lineage: Eukaryota; Metazoa; Chordata; Aves; Gaviiformes; Gaviidae. The record is from RefSeq and is a predicted model, not a curated record. Gene Ontology annotation, biological process: regulation of transcription by RNA polymerase II; anterior/posterior pattern specification; regulation of neurogenesis. The transcript is spliced from 4 exons. Gene Ontology annotation, molecular function: protein dimerization activity; DNA-binding transcription factor activity, RNA polymerase II-specific; RNA polymerase II cis-regulatory region sequence-specific DNA binding.
AUGCCCGCCGACACGGGCAUGGAGAAGCCGACCGCCUCGCCCAUCGCGGGGGCGCCGGCCAGCGCCAGCCACACGCCGGACAAGCCGCGGAGCGCCAGCGAGCACCGGAAGGUAAAUGGCGGGUGCCGGCCGGGGCGCAGCGGCGGCGGCGGCGGCGCUGGAUGGCGGCGAGCCCGCGGCCGUGCUGAGUCCUCCAAGCCCAUCAUGGAGAAGCGGCGCCGGGCGCGGAUCAACGAGAGCCUGGGGCAGCUGAAGACCCUCAUCCUGGACGCGCUGAAGAAGGACAGCUCGCGGCACUCCAAGCUGGAGAAGGCGGACAUCCUGGAGAUGACCGUCAAGCACCUGCGGAACCUGCAGCGGGCGCAGAUGACGGCCGCGCUCAGCGCCGACCCCACCGUCCUCGGCAAGUACCGGGCUGGAUUCAACGAGUGCAUGAACGAGGUGACGCGGUUCCUGUCCACCUGCGAAGGGGUGAACACUGACGUGCGCACCCGCCUCCUCAGCCACCUCUCGGCUUGCCUGGGCCAGAUCGUGGCCAUGAACUACCCACCGCCGCCUCCGCCCUCCGGCCAACCCGCACAUCUGCCGCAGCAGCCUCUGCACGUCCAGCUGCCCCCCGCAGCAGCCGGAGCCGUCCCCGUGCCCUGCAAACUGAACCCCGCUGAAGCCCUGUCCCCCAAAGUCUACGGGGGCUUCCAGCUCGUCCCUGCUACCGACGGCCAGUUUGCUUUCCUCAUCCCAAACCCGGCCUUCCCUCCCAGCUCCGGACCGGUUAUUCCCCUGUAUGCCAACGCCAACGUCCCGGUGUCCGCCGGUAGCGGCUCAGGGAACGCGGCCGCCGCCACCCCGGCAGCAUCCCCGGUGCAGGGGUUGACAUCAUUUGGGGGCAGCGUUGUUCCAGCAUCCCAGGCGGGAAGUCCCAUCGGAGAGCGCAGUGAAUCAGUGUGGAGGCCUUGGUGACUUGCCUAAAGCAAUUUUUUUUUUUUCCCCCUCCCCCAAAAAAACACCAAACUCUUCUGUUGGCUCCGUUGUAUGGAGCCCUGUUACGUUUGGGGGGUUUUUAAGCAGAUUUAAACAGAAAGGAAAAAAGGACCUCGCUAUGAACGUGCUAUUUAUUAUUUUCAGAGGUUGGGAUCUCAACUUGUAUUUUUACUCCUUUAAAAUGCCUUUAUUUGAGAUACUUUUUUAAAAAAAAAUAAAUGAGAAAUAGUUUUGUAACAAAUAUUCAAAAGUAUAAUGCCAAAGUUGUUUGUAUCCCGUUUGUCUGUGUGUGUGUGCGUGCCUGUGUUGAAGACUUUCAGAAAAGAAAAAAAAAAUUGCAGGUGUUUAAAUAAAUAAACUCUUUGAAAUAGA